AUGGACCAGAAGGAGAUCGUUGCCGAGUACAAGAGGCAAGGCCUCUUCGACGCACGGAGGAAGCAGUUCUUUGACACCUUUGUAGCAGACGAGACGAGGCAGCAGCAGUUGAAGGAGCUGAUCGGCGAGCUGGUGAAGUGUAAGAUUGAGAAAGAACCCGAGCUAUUCAGUAAAAACCGGGGGAAGGUUUCUGCGUUGAUACAGACAGAGCUUGUGAAACGGCAUGUUGAGCGAGAAAAGCUGAGCACCAGCGGUGGCAGGGCCGACGGCGAAGCGGGCGACGGUGCUGGCAGUGGCAAGGACGGCAGGUACUCCGACACCGAGCUGCUCGACCGCAUCAACGAUCUGCUGGACUCCUACGUCGCGUCGGUGGAGGGCAGUGAGCAGGUCCAGGGCGAGAUCAUCAGCCAGCUCAACGGGUAG
Molecule: messenger RNA, 423 nt
Organism: Pichia membranifaciens NRRL Y-2026
Lineage: Eukaryota; Fungi; Ascomycota; Pichiomycetes; Pichiales; Pichiaceae
Exons: 1
Coding region: 1-423 (140 amino acids)
Source: RefSeq, a predicted model, not a curated record